Macroventuria anomochaeta is the source of this 1065-nucleotide messenger RNA. Its product is annotated as FtsJ-domain-containing protein. NCBI's taxonomy places the organism in Eukaryota, Fungi, Ascomycota, Dothideomycetes, Pleosporales, Didymellaceae. Gene Ontology annotation, cellular component: mitochondrion. The transcript is spliced from 5 exons. Gene Ontology annotation, molecular function: rRNA (uridine-2'-O-ribose)-methyltransferase activity. The record is from RefSeq and is a predicted model, not a curated record. Gene Ontology annotation, biological process: RNA methylation. Bases 1 to 1065 code for a protein of 354 amino acids.
AUGCUUUCACGACGGAUAUUCCGCCAGUUCACUGACAGCGUUCUGCUAGAGCCGGGCUAUGUUACAAGGCCAUUGUGCCUUGCCGCCAGAUGCACUUCAUGUUCCUCUUGUAGUCGAGCAUGGGCGCCACGCGCUCGCCAUGCAUCCUCCUCCUCCACUAGAUGGAAAACGCGUCAGGGCAACGACUUCUUCGCCCGUGAAGCUCGUGUGCAAGGGCUAAAGAGUCGCGCUGCUUUCAAGUUGCUUGAGUUGAAUGAGAAACACAAGCUGUUCAAGCCUGGACAAACUGUCGUUGAUCUUGGUUUCGCACCAGGCUCAUGGUCUCAGGUCGCUGUAAAUCGCACGACACCCGAUGGACGAGUAAUAGGUAUCGACUUGAUUCCGGCGCAGCCUCCACGAGGUGUAUCUACGAUACAGGGCAACUUCCUCUCUCCAGCGAUCCAAGACGAAGUUCGAGCAUACGUCCGAGAUCCCACCCUGGGCCGACCGCGCAAACAGACCAUUUCAGAAGAGCCGGAUGGCCUUACCGAAGAGCAGGUGGACGAGUUGGAGCGAGGAUACAUCGACAUCGAGAGACAAGCUCAUAUGGAAGGUGUUGGAAUGGAGCGACUGGGACAGCCACCGGAAGGGUCUGAAAGCGUCUCAGACGCUAAGAUGCCGUUGAAGGAGCGAGAUCUACGCGACGGACGAGUCGUCGAUGUGGUGCUUAGUGACAUGUCAGAACCCUGGGACCAAGUCGCCGGCUUCUACAAGAAGAGCCUUAGUGACCCGUACUUUAGGAUGAUGAACACCAGCGGCAACCCCUUCAGAGAUCACGCAGGCAGCAUGGACUUGUGCAUGGCUGCACUGACGUUCGCAUUCGACACAGUGAAGACUGGCGGUCAUUUCCUGUGCAAGUUCUACCAAGGACCUGAAGAGAAGGUUUUCGAAACAAAGCUCAAGCGCUUAUUUACCAAGGUGUCGCGCGAGAAGCCGGAGUCUUCACGCAGUGCAUCGAAAGAGGCGUACUUCGUAGCGCUGCGCCGCAAGGAAACUCCAACGAGAGAAGACGUCUUUCGGGAGUGA